Trypanosoma cruzi is the source of this 1941-nucleotide messenger RNA. RefSeq names its product serine/threonine protein kinase, putative. Gene Ontology annotation, biological process: intracellular signal transduction; protein phosphorylation. Gene Ontology annotation, cellular component: cytoplasm. NCBI's taxonomy places the organism in Eukaryota, Euglenozoa, Kinetoplastea, Trypanosomatida, Trypanosomatidae. Gene Ontology annotation, molecular function: protein serine/threonine kinase activity; ATP binding. The record is from RefSeq and is a predicted model, not a curated record. The coding region runs from base 1 to 1941 and encodes 646 amino acids. The transcript has a single exon.
AUGCAUUCCAGGCGGGAUGUUGACUCUGUGUCACGGGAACCGUCAAGUGAUUUUCAGUACAUUGGCAACUAUGCCAUGGGCGAGACCAUUGGGAAAGGGAGCUUUGGGAAGGUGAGGAAAGGUCGUCACCUCCCAACAGGGGAAACUGUCGCUAUUAAGAUACUGAACCGUAACAAGUUGAAUAAUGCCAAAAUGGGCAAAAGAGUCUAUCGAGAGAUGAAGAUACUCAAACUUUUUUCCCAUCCCAACAUCUGCCGACUCUACGAGGUUAUAACAACCCCUACCGACAUGUAUCUUAUUAUGGAAUAUGUUGAGGGCGGAGAGUUGUACGACUACAUCGUGAAGAGGCGUAUGUUGAAAGAAGAUGUAGGCCGUUAUAUCUUGCAACAAAUUGUCUGUGCAUUGGAGUAUUGCCAUCAUUUUCUUGUUGUGCAUCGGGAUCUUAAGCCGGAAAAUAUUUUGCUGGGGCCCGGGCUGCAGGUAAAACUCAUUGAUUUUGGACUUGCCAACAUUAUGAAGGACAAUGAAUUUUUGGCGAGUUCUUGUGGAUCGCCCAAUUACGCCGCUCCGGAGAUUCUUUCGGGCAAGUUGUACUUUGGUCCAGAGGUGGAUGUGUGGUCAUGUGGAGUCAUUUUGUACGCCCUGCUGUGCGGGUGCCUCCCGUUUGAUGAAGAAAGCAUCCCGCUUCUUUUUUCCAAAAUCAAAAAGGGGCAGUAUCAAAUUCCUCCUCAUGUCUCUCAUGGGGCGCGAGAACUCAUUGAACAAAUUUUAGUUGUUGACCCCCUCAUGCGUCUUACAAUACCUCAGAUCCGAGAUAAUGCGUGGUUUAACACAAAUCUUCCCAUGCGUCUUUCCUACAAUGAAACUAUUUUUUUGACGGGACAAAAGCGCAUCUCGCCAAAGGUGGCAAGCCGGGCGGCGAAGAUUCUUGGCAUGCGCGACAGAGAUUUGCGCGGUGAAAUUGAGGAGGGCCAUGGCUCCGGGUAUGUUGCUUACAAAAUCCUUUUGGAUGCAGAGCGAGCGAAACAGAUCAUUGCGGAGGCAGAGUCGUUUGCGGUGGAGGAUGACCUUUGGGGUGGCUCAAAACGACUGGCGACACAUGUAUCCAAGGCAACCGAACGUGAACUCAAUCUUGGACUCCUCCUCACACAGAGUCCUGCCAUGGAGACACUCCUUGAAGUUGGUGAUGCCACCUCUAACAAACGUGCCUAUAAUUGCGGUAAUUUUGUUCCAGCGUCGGUACAAGAAACAAAGGCGUUUGCAAUGUCUGUGCAUACACCCGUCUCUAAUGGUACGUUCAGUAUUUCGAAGCGGCCAGAAUCCCUUACCGACGCUACUAAUCCGUUUGGUUCGGGUUUUGUUGGAAGUGGCAGUAGUGUACAGCGUCCGUCUGCCCUUAGCACGAGCGCACGUCAAGGAUCCAAUACGAAUCUCGCUGCAAGCGUGGGUGAUCGUCAACACGUUGGGUCUGUCGCAAAGUCCCACAUGGUGUACACGAAGGAGGAGGAAGAAUUUAUUGUGAGGAACAACGUUGGCUGGCGUCUUGGUUUGAUGAGUGACUUCAACGCCGCUGUCUCGCAGAAUGUUCUUUAUAGCACUCUAACUUCCUUUGAGAUGGAGUGGAAGGUAUUGUCACCAUUUCGUCUGCUGGUCCGCACAACACCGGGGACGUGGGCUAAAAUUGGUCUCGCGCCAACAAGGUCACCGCUGACACCACUUUCGAUGGAUCCACCGGAGCUUUUGAAUGAACAUAGCCCAAAUCCAGCAAUUACUAGUUACACUGCUUCUCCUCCAAAUGUGAUUCUAGCCCUAUACCUUCUUCGUAUACACGAGAAGCAUGACAGGGGGUACUUGUUGGACUUCAGCGUGGUGAAGGGUUCACUUCUAGCGCUUGAUGUUGUGCUACGUCUUUCAACGACGCUCGUUCAUCGAAUGGGUUAA